Messenger RNA from [Torrubiella] hemipterigena, 654 nucleotides. Lineage: Eukaryota; Fungi; Ascomycota; Sordariomycetes; Hypocreales; Clavicipitaceae. The record is from the annotation of a GenBank genome assembly.
GUAUAAAAAGGCUAGAAAUCUCCCUCCAUCUUCGUCUUGACUCUGUAUCUACAUCCCCCAACACUCAUCAUCCCUACAAGCAUACCAACAACCACUUCUUUCUAUAUAAACUACCCAUUUAUAUCAUCAUCAUCACCAUCAUGCAAUUCACUGUCACUCUGAUUAUGGCUCUGGCCAGCGCUGUCUGUGCUACUCCUGCCAACCUUACCCCCAAGUCUGCUCAGAGCGGCCCCUGUGCUCAGGGUGACUGCCCUGACAACAACAGCGAGUUCGACAUGGUGUACACCAACGAGAGCGGUAAUACAUCUGAUUACAUCCGCGUUAAGGACGGGUGCACUGGCAACUGCUUCUCUCACUUCACUGGUGGUGGUGGUGGUGGCUGCAGCCGCACCCAGCUCUGCGGCCGCUGGCAGAACAUCUGCGUGGAUCCUACCAAUGGCCGUGCUUCUCGUCAUUUCGAGGACACCAAUGAGACACAGUGCUUUGACUUGGACCACCAGGACCUUGGUGCAUGCCCAGGAACCAACAUCUUUAAUCGUCAGGUCUUCAGACCCAUCAACCAGAGGGGUUGCUAAGCAGAGCACACCUCUGCUCUAAACGGUGGCCUUUUACGAGAAAGAGUGAAGAUGACGGGAAACGAUACAUCAUAUCCAC